UCACCAACUAUCAUCAUGCACGAUCCCAGCGAUUAUGAUUCCGUUUGCAGUGACGAGGAUUUUCUAUAUGUUGUUCAGGGCGCCUCAACGCCGCCUUUAAUGAACUACGACGAGUUUAUGGUUAAAACUAUGGAUGAACGACAACACAUACAGAAGAAAACUUUUACGAAAUGGAUCAAUUCACAUCUAAGCAAUACCCAGUGCUCGCCAGUGAACGAUUUGUUCUUGGACCUUCGAGAUGGCCAUCGUUUGUUGGCCCUGCUCAGCACACUGACACAAACACAGCUGAAACCCGAAAAGGGUCGCAUGCGAGUGCAUCACAUCAACAAUCUGAACAAGGUGCUGCACGUGAUUCAGCAGCAUGGCGUCCGAUUGGUUAACAUCUCCAGUGACGACAUUGUUGGCGGCAAUGCCAAGCUCACCCUGGGCCUCAUCUGGCUAAUUGCGCUCGAGUUUAAUGGCCAGCAUCUAGUCAAAAGCCAUUCCAGCAAUGGCGUUGAGAAAUCCCUGCUAGCCUGGGCGCGUCAAUACACCGAGCCACAUGGUUUGUCACUCAACGAUUUCGCCAGCUCGUGGGCCGAUGGUCGCGCUUUUCUGAUGAUAUUGGCUGCGCAUCUGGAUGAGCUGGAUCUGGAGACGGCUUUGGGACAGCAUGCGUUGCAGCGUCUGCAUUUGGCCUUUGAUUUGGCGCAUCGGCAUUUCAAGAUCGAGAAGCUACUCGAUGCGGAGGAUGUGCACACACACAAGCCGGACAACAAGUCGAUACAGAUGUAUGUGAUGUGUCUGUUCCAUGCCAUGGAAUCGAUGCGAGCCAGCGAAAGGGAACGCGUACCCUGUACCAGUAUUACGGAUCUCGAUGAGGUGCCGCUGGAUACCGAGCGGGAGCUCUACACCUCGGACAGUGCGACGAGCAUGGAGCUGAAGGCGAGUGCAGUGCGUCCAUUGAGCACGGCCACAAAUGCCAGUGUGGAGAUUAGCAGCUAUCAGACGGCUCUGGAGGCGGUGCUAACGCUGCUGCUGGAGGAUGAGCAAUUGCUGUCGCAGGAGCUGCCCGAUCCCGAGGACUUUCAGACCGCCAAGCUGCAGUUUCACGACAACGAAAGCUUUAUGCUGAAGUUAACCGAACAUCAGGAAUUUGUGGGCGAAGCGCUCGAAGAGGGCAGCAAUCUGAUUAACGAGUCGCAGAAGAAAGACGGUUCAGGACUCUCGCAGGAGGAUCAGAAUGAAGUGCGUCAACAGAUGGUGCUGCUGAAUGAACGCUGGGAGACGCUGCGAUUGCGUGCCUUGGAUAUGCAGGCGAAGAUCCUCAUGCGUCUGGCUGAGUUCCAGAAACAGAAACUAGAGCAAUUGCGUCAGUUUCUCACCAAUGUCGAGGAUCGCAUCUCGCAUAUGAGCGAUAUUGGACCCACCCUCAGCGAGGCGGAACAGCAGCUAGCCGAGGCUCGACAACUGAAGUCCGAUCUCAGCGAGCAACAGGAGUUGGUGGACAGCAUUAGCAGCAUGGUGGUCAUAGUCAACGAUACCUCGGGUAAUUUCAAUGAUCUCGAGGAUCGUUUGAGUGCGUUGGGUGAGCGUUGGUCGCAUGUGGUCAAGUGGAUUGAUUUGCGCACCGAAAAGUUGCAGCAAUACAAAUGCAUCUCACGCUGGUUGGAUGCUCGAGAGCAGGAUCUGAAGCGCAUGGAGACGAGGGAUGUGACCGAUGUGGGCGGCAUUACACAGCGCAUCAAUGAGCUGAACUAUUGUGCCAAGGAUCUGCUCGAGUUGCAGCGUUAUCUCAUUGAUCUGCGGCAAAUGGUAGCUGCCACCUUGCAGGAUGGCGAUGACAAGGGCGAACGUGUGCUGAUGCAGCUGGAGAGCUACGAGGAUCGUCUGGAUGCUCUCAAGCAAAUUCUCGAGGUGCAGACGCUGCGCAUUGAGACGAAGGGCUUUAAUUUUGGACGCGAUCGUGCCAGCUACGAUGACAGUCGUGUGGUGCGUCCCGAAGGUUGGGUGGAUUAUCAGAUGAUUAUCCGAUUCGGUGAUGAAGAGGAGGAGGGAGAACAACAGCAACCACAGCAGGAGCAGCAGCAGGAUCAACUAGCAAGCAAGAAGCGUAAAUUGCGCAAUGGUGAUAACUUCUUUGCGCUUGAGACGCAGAUCAUGGAGCACUUUAGUCAUGUGCAGGAUGUGGAACAGCAACUGCAGCAGCUGCAGCGUCAAAGUCUGCGCAAUCAGUGCGAGCUGCUCAAGGAACUGCAGUCAGAGACUCAACGUCGUGCCAACACCUUACCCGAACUCAAGAAACUUUACGAAGUGUGUGAGCAGGAGGAACCAGCUCGCAAGUUGCUCUUAGAAGCAGCCCACAUCAAGCAGCUGGAGCAACGCUAUGCGGCAUUGAAUCAGCGUCUGACCAACCAGCAGAAUGAGAGCAGCACGCUGUUGGCCAAGGAGCGUUACUACAACAGCCUGACAGGCUUCAAGCUUGUCUUGGCAGAUUCUAGGGAUUGGUAUAAACAACAUGCGAGUUCAGCCAGCUGCCAGUCGCUGGAGCAGCGACUCAGCCACAUGGAAUCGCUGUCCACGGAGAUUGCCGAGGCACGCGAAGCCACCGAAGCACUCGAUGACCAGCUGAUCGAAUGGAAGCGGGACUUUGGCAUCUUCUACGACAGUUGGCACGACAUGAAGCAAGCGUUGCAGACGCUUAUCCAACAGCGUGGAGGCGAGACUCUUGUCCAACAGGUGCAACAACUGGAACAGUUUGUGGCGAAGGUGGCUGGGCAAAAGGUGCGUGUCUCACAUCUGGAGGCAAUGCAGCAACAGCAGCAGCUGCUCAAUCAACUGGUCGAUGAACUGGAGUCCCUAAAACCCAUCUAUGAACAUGUGCCUGCUCAGCUCUUGACCGCUGAGUUACAAGCUGCCUGGCAACGUUUGCCGGAGCAGCUGAGCGAACGCGUUAUUAAGCAGACGACGGCAAUUGAGAACCUCAAUCAUUUCGUGGCCGAAUACAAUUCGAUUAUAGCGGUGCUCAGCAGUGCUCCGGAAGUAGUGCAAGCGCAGGAUUUGCGUAAGCUGGAGAUUGAUGUGAUUAGUGCGCGUAAUUUCAGCGAGAUACUCAUCAAGGAGUCGGAGGAAGUGCAGCGUGAGACGCUGCAGUCGCAGAUAAGUGCGCUGAAUGCGCUCUACCAGCAGGUGGAGCAACUGCAUCAGGCACAGCGUCAACAGCAGUCGGCGCUGCAGUCGCAAAUCGAGGUGAUUCAACAGCGACUGCAUCAAACGGAACAUUGGCUCAGCGAACUGGAGGCAAACACGCCCAAAACGGGCGUCGCUGACAUUGGCAAUUCCAACGAGCUGUUCCAGAGCAAAUGCAAAUUCCAGACGCUCAAGGAGACCUGCGAAAGGGAGGCCACGCAAUUUCGGGAGCUCAACGAGCUGGGCGGCGAGUUGUUGCUGCAAAUGGAUGAGCUGCAGCACAAGGACAGCGAACAGGAGACGGAUAAGGAGAAGGAGAAAGAGAAGGAUGGCACGUUGGCCAAACAGUUUACACGCCUCAAUGCUCGCUGGUCUGAGGUUACGGAACGUGUGUAUGCCAAGACUGCGCUAUUGGAGCACAUCUCCACGCAGCUGGGGGAGUUUAAGAAGUUCAUGGUCAGCGAAACUGGCUAUUUGGAUCGCCUCGAGAACAAGAUACGCAACACACCCGAAAACGCUGCUGAUGCCGAGGAAAUUAUGGAAGAGCUAGACGAUCUGGAGAACGUGCUGCGUGCUCACUCCGAAGAGUGGUUGGACAAGAUUCAGGAAAUUGGCAACGAGCUAAUUGAUAAUGAAUUCAUGGCCGAUGUUAUGCGCAAGGACAUCGAUGGCAUUGUAGUGCGCUGGACACAGCUGCAACAGCAGGCCAAGAAGCGCACCGAACUGCUCGAGGAGAAGGUCAGCGAGGCGGAGCAAUCGGAGCGGGCGGUCGUCCAACUGGAGGCGUGGCUAACGCGCAUGGACGACAUACUCAGCGAGCAUCUGGAAAACGAUGUGACCAUUGAGGAUCUGCCCGACGAUUUUCAGAUUUUGGCCCGCGAAUUUGCCAUUAACGAGCGCAACUUUAAAGACAUAACUGAAUUGAUUGCAGAGCACACCCGCAAGGGGAAAACAGGAGCUGCCAAUCGGUUGCAGGAGCAGCUCAAUUUGAUGGAAAUGCGCUUCAAGGCCUGUCAGGCGAAGCUGAACAAAUGCACUGCUCCGCAGCCUGCCUACGAGUCGCGGUUGAAUCGUGCCUACGGCGAUCUACGCAAUGUGGAACACUCCACUUUAGUGCUGGAUGUGGCCUCAGCUGGUCCCAGCACCGUGCAGGCGCAGUAUCAAAAGUGUUUGCAAAUUUAUCGCACACUCUCUGAAAUUAAGGCGGAAAUCGAGAGCACCAUAAAGACGGGACGUCGAGUGUGCGAGGAUAAAUACACCAAGUCACCAAAGCAGCUGAGUCAACGCAUCGAUGCACUGAAGCAUUUGUACAAUGCACUCGGUGAGAAUGUGACGCAGUCGAAGGCUUUUCUAGAGGGUCUUCUCAAGCUGGCCAGACAACUGGAGCAAUGCUUCGAGUCUGCAGAUGAGUUAAUACGCCGCUUCGAGUCGCCACAGGAGUUGCACGAUCGCAACUCCAUAUUGCUGGAGUUUGAGGAUGUGCUGCAGCGAUGCGAGGAUCACUACAAUGAGUACAGCAAGUCCUGUGAUCAGAGUUGCAUGCAGGAGACGCGUCAACGCAUCGAUGGACUGAAGGCGACCUAUCAUAAGUUGACAAGUGCUGAUAUCAUCAAACGUUUGACUGAGAUGAAGGCAACGCUACAGAACUUGGAUAACAUAUCAUUGGAUACUCUAAAAGCCAUGGAGCAUGAUCUGAAGGAGAUAAAUGUGCCGUCGAAUCCGGAAAUUGAAAAGUUACAGCAACAAGUGAUUGCGAUUGUUGUGGAUACAUUAAAAACGCGCCACAAUCAGCCAAGCAUUUUGGCCAAACCCAACGACGACGAUACGGAAAUUGUUGUAGUUAGCGAUACAGUGCGUCAAAGACGUGCGCGCACACCUCAAGCCGGCGAAGCUGCCGGCGCCUCCUCGCCAUCUCCCAAGGCAGCCACCGAAGCGGAGGCAACGGGCGAACAAGUCUUGCCAGAUUUGUUGCCACCACAAACGUUUCGUCUGGCCGAAUCGAGCACUCUCUUUUCCCAGAUCUCGUUGAAUCCUGCUAAAAUGGUUGCCGAAUCGAUGGCACCGCCAAAGCCAUUGAAGAAUAAACGCAAGGCGCCAGCAGCACCUGCUCAAGUGGUUGAGAUCAAGGUGAAGAACAUACAGAAUGAUAAGAUGUCUGUGCAGAAUAUCGCUCUCGAACCUCAGCAAGGCGAAAUCGUUGACACCGUGAACAUCUUGGAGAGCGUGGAGCCGCUGUUGCCCGAGUAUGUGCAGACUGUGCAGAUUGUAGAUCUGUCUGAAGACUCGGACUCUUCGCUACGCGUCGAUGCCGAUGGCAAAGAGGUGCGACGCAGCAAGAGCAAACGCUCGCUAUGCGAAUCACCAAAGCUAAAGACAGCUGAGAUGGAGGAAGAUAAAGAAGAUGAGACGGAGCUGCUGCGUCCUGGAGCGGGCAAUACAAGUACUCCGUUUUUGCGUGUGGAAAAGCAGCGCAUCUCCUUUGAUGAGAAACGCAAACGCAUAGCUCAUGAGCGGGAUAUUCUGCGGGAUUCCGAAGAGGAAACCGAACAGCAGCCAACAACUGAGGCAACUACAACACCAACAACAACACCAACAAUAACAACCGCAACUGAAGAGCGUCCCAAGGCGAAACGCUGGCGUCAGUUGCAACCUGAAUUGGAGGCACUGACGCCGGACACAGAACCCGAAUCGCCCAUUCGCAAUAGUUUCUAUAGUCCCGAUAAGGAGACAGGUUACGAUAUUGAGCCCUUGGUAUUCUCCGAUGAUGAGGAGAUACCACGUUUCUCGAUGGAAAUGACACCAACGUUUGACUCCGAUAGUGAUACGAGUCGCAUUGAGACGCCCUCGACGAAGAAGCCAAACUCUUUUCUGAGCAAGGUGCUCAGCUCAAUGCCCUCGACACCUCUCGAUGACUCCAAUGAGACCCUGAAGAGUCCCCCUUGUGGAGAAGCUGGUGCUCCUACUGGCUUGGAACAACGUGUGCAGGACUUUAAUAAGUUGGCCGAGCAGAUGAUCUACAAACUGGAAUUGACCAAGGUCAAGAUCGAACAGUGUCACGAGAGCGAAGCCGAGGAUUUGCGACUUCUAAUUGCGCCCGAUGCUGCCACACUGAUCUCCAGGGGCGACUCCUUGGUGCUUGAGACCCAUGGCAAACAAGGCGGCAUCUCUCGCCUGGUCAUGCUCACCCAGAUUAUAUUGCGUGAAAAGUUCCGCGAGGUGCAACAGGCCAAAUGCAAAGUCACUGGCUCGUCAAAUCCACGUCCCAUGCCGGAGAGUGUUAACAUUGAGGAGCUGGUCACGAAGGGAUUGCGACGCAUUAACGUGCUCAUUGAGAAGCCCGUUGACCUUAAGUCCAGCACUGAGCUAGAGAAACGCAUGGAGGACAUCAACGAACGCCGAGACGAUUUGCAGGUCAUUGUCGGCGCCAUCGGAAAGAAUCCUCAAAUGCCAAAGGUUACGCCCGUCAUGAUGAGUGAAAUCGAAAAGACUAAAAACAAUUUGAUUGCUCAUGCCGAUUCGAUUGAGCUCUCAUUGACCGAACUGAAAAAUGGCACUAAAAUUGGCAACGGCAACAGCAACAGCAAGGGAUCAGGCGUCGCCACUCGACAGGAUUACAACAACGAACCGAGUGGAAGCGGCACUUUGGCCAGCAGCUUUGAUAAGUCAGUGCUGCACAUUUCCGACUGGCUAACUUGGGAACAAAACAUGAUCAAGAUACAGAGCGUGCUCGUCGACGAUGUCGAUGCCGUUCGCUUGGCCAUCGAGAAACAGGAGAAAGUUUUGCGUGAAUUGAAAAUGAAAAAGCCGCAACUCAAUGAACUGGUCCACACGGCGGAAGUGCUUAAAGGUGACAUCAAGCGGCAGCAGCUACAGGAGAAAGAAUUAAAACAGUUCUCAUUAGCUCCGCACUGUUCAGCUGAUUUAGACUAUUUACGUUGCUUUCUCAAAGUUACCCGACUGAGGGAGCAUUGGGAUGAGACGUCGCAGUGUGUGUUGCAACGUGCGGCACAGUUGAAGAGCAUGCUGAGCGAUUCACAGCGCUUUGAGGCGAAGCGUCUCGAGCUAGAGAAGUGGUUGGCACGCAUGGAACAGCGUGCUGAGCGAAUGGGCACAAUUGCCACCACAGCUGAUAUAUUGGAGGCACAGCAGAAGGAACAGAAGUCCUUCCACGCCGAGCUGCAUCAGAAUAAGCAGCACUUUGAGCUCUUCAGCGAUUUGACACAGAAUCUAAUUGCAGUCUAUCCCAACGAUGAUACUUCCAGAAUUAAAAAGAUGACGGAAGCCAUUAAUCAACGCUACUCGAACUUGAACAAUGGCGUGAUUAAUCGUGGCAAACAACUUCAUGCAGCUGUGCACAGUCUGCAAUCAUUUGAUCGCUCCAUGGAUCAGUUCCUGGCUUUUCUCUCGGAAACGGAGACACUUUGUGAAAAUGCUGAAUCGGACAUUGAACGUAAUCCACUCAUGUUCAAGGAUCUACAAUCGGAAAUUGAAACCCAUCGCGUUGUUUACGAUCGUCUCGAUGGCACCGGCCGCAAACUUUUGGGUUCGCUCACCUCACAAGAGGAUGCGGUUAUGCUGCAGCGUCGCUUGGAUGAAAUGAAUCAACGUUGGAAUAAUUUAAAAUCGAAAAGUAUUGCAAUCAGAAAUCGCUUGGAAUCAAAUUCGGAGCAUUGGAAUGCGCUGUUGUUGUCACUCCGCGAGCUAACCGAGUGGGUCAUUCGCAAGGAUACAGAGCUAAGCACAUUGGGCUUGGGUCCAGUGCGCGGCGAUGCGGCGAGUUUGCAAAAGCAAUUGGAUGAUCAUAAAGCUUUUCGACGUCAGCUGGAGGAUAAACGCCCAAUUGUUGAGAGCAAUUUAACGAGCGGUCGUCAGUAUAUUGCCAGCGAGGCGCCCGUUUCGGACACCAGCGAUACGGAGGCCGCACACGAUUCCGACUCACGUUACAUGUCCGCCGAGGAGCAGAGCCGUGAGCUGACACGCAGCAUCCGGCGGGAGGUGGGAAAACUUUCGGAGCAAUGGAACAAUCUAAUCGAUAGAUCUGACAAUUGGAAGCAUCGUUUGGAUGAAUACAUGACGACCAGUUCAGUUUCAGUUGUAGCUCAGAUUCUAAUAACCAACACGCUCAAAAAAAUGCGCCAAUUUCAGAAGGUGUUGGAGGAUUUAAGCUCCCGCGUCGCAUUGGCUGAGCAAACAAAGAAUGCCUGGCAGACGCCCGCAUCGGUGGGCGAGGCAAAUGAGCAGAUGCAACAGCUGCAACGGCUGCGGGACAAGAUGACCACGGCCAGUGCACUACUCGAUGAUUGCAAUGAGCAGCAGUCCUUCUUCACCGCCAAUCAGGUGCUGGUGCCAACGCCCUGUUUGUCCAAGCUCGAGGAUUUGAAUACACGCAUGAAACUGUUGCAAAUUGCAAUGGACGAGCGUCAGAAGGUUUUGUGCCAGGCUGGCGCUAAUCACACGCACGAGAACGGCGACGAUGGACGCAACACAUCGAACAGUGGCACCAUUGGGCCAUUACCUAAUUUGGGGCAGAGCGUUAAGCCGCCCUGGGAGCGUGCCACAACCGCCGCCAAUGUGCCUUACUACAUCGAUCAUGAACGCGAGACCACACACUGGGACCAUCCCGAGAUGAUUGAGCUGAUGAAAGGACUGGCUGAUCUUAAUGAAAUACGCUUCUCCGCCUACCGCACGGCUAUGAAGCUGCGCUCGGUCCAGAAGAGAUUGGCUCUCGAUCGCAUCUCGAUGGCCACCGCUUGUGAGUCGUUCGAUCGCCAUGGGCUACGUGCGCAGAACGAUAAACUUAUCGAUAUACCGGACAUGACAACGGUGCUGCAUUCGCUCUACGUGACAAUCGAUAAAAUUGAUUUGACGCUAAUGCUCGACCUGGCCAUCAACUGGAUACUGAAUGUCUACGACUCGCAGCGAACUGGCCAAAUUCGCGUGCUCAGCUUUAAGGUGGGACUUGUGCUUCUCUGCCGUGGUCACCUCGAGGAGAAGUAUCGCUAUCUCUUCCGCCUGGUGGCUGACACCGAUAGGCGAGCGGAUCAGCGACGUCUGGGACUGCUGUUGCACGAUUGCAUACAGGUGCCUCGGCAAUUAGGUGAAGUGGCUGCCUUUGGUGGCUCCAACAUUGAGCCUUCGGUGCGCUCUUGUCUCGAACAGGCGGGCAUUUCACAGGAGGCCAUCGAUGGCAAUCAGGAAAUUUCAAUUGAACUGCAACACUUCCUCGGCUGGCUGCAGCAUGAGCCACAAAGUCUCGUCUGGCUGCCUGUGUUGCAUCGUCUGGCGGCUGCCGAGGCGGCCAAGCAUCAGGCCAAGUGCAACAUUUGCAAAGAGUAUCCGAUUGUGGGCUUCCGUUAUCGUUGCCUCAAGUGCUUCAAUUUCGACAUGUGCCAAAAGUGUUUCUUCUUCGGCCGCAAUGCCAAGAACCACAAGCUCACCCAUCCCAUGCACGAGUAUUGCACAACGACCACAUCCACCGAAGACGUGCGUGAUUUUACGCGUGCGCUCAAAAAUAAGUUCAAGAGUCGCAAAUACUUUAAGAAGCAUCCACGAGUCGGCUAUCUGCCGGUGCAGAGUGUGCUCGAGGGCGAUGCACUCGAGAGUCCUGCGCCCAGUCCACAGCAUACAACGCAUCAGCUGCAGAAUGACAUGCACUCUCGCCUCGAGAUGUAUGCGUCGAGGCUGGCACAGGUUGAAUACGGCGGAACUGGCUCCAAUUCGACGCCCGACAGCGAUGAUGAGCAUCAGCUGAUAGCACAGUAUUGUCAGGCGCUGCCCACGAACAAUGGAAGUGCGCCCAAGUCACCGGUGCAGGUGAUGGCCGCCAUGGAUGCGGAGCAGCGCGAAGAGCUGGAGGCCAUCAUACGUGAUCUCGAGGAGGAGAAUGCCAAUCUGCAGGCCGAGUACCAGCAGCUGUGCAGCAAACAGCAGAGCGGCACCCCCGACGACAGCAAUGGCAUGCAGCAUUCGAGCUCCAGCAUGACGGGUCUAGCCGGCCAAGGCGAGCACGGCCAGGACAUGAUGGCCGAGGCGAAGCUGUUACGUCAGCACAAGGGUCGCCUGGAGGCGCGCAUGCAGAUCCUCGAGGAUCACAAUCGACAGCUGGAGGCGCAACUGCAGCGUCUGCGCCAGCUCCUGGACGAACCCAAUGGAGGCAGCGCCAACAGCAGCGCAUUGAACAGCGCCGCCGGCUCUGCACUGAACUCGAAACCAAACACGCUGCAAACUCGCUCGGUGACCGCCUCGCAGUUGAACACCGAUUCGCCAGCCAAAAUGAAUCAGCAGAACGGACACUAUGAGCACAAUUCAAACGCCGCUGAUCAUUUGGUGACUGUCAUUACGGAACAGGAAAUCGAGAGUAACAACGAUGACUUGGAUGAGAGCAGCAGCAGCACGACAACAAAUACAACGACGACGACGACCACAAAUACAGAGAAAACCUGUGUGGAACUAAAGAAAUAAGUUUCGAUACUUAAAAAAAGAAAGAUGAAAAAAAGAGAAAUGCAAGGCAAUACUAAAAUGAAAAUAAUAUUAGAGUAGAAGUGGCCGACUUAAGGAUACUUCACUGUACUGGCUGGCGUGCAAGCAAAUUCUAAACAGUAUGCAUAUAUACAACUAAUAUACCUAAACACACAACUUAUACAUAUAUAUACAAAUAUCGUGGUACAUAUAUUUAUACAUAUGAUUAUUACCAGCAACAAAAUGAUAAGAAUGGAAGCUGAGCAACGUUUUUUAUUAGUUACGAAACGAUAUCAAUAAUAAGUAAAUGAUACAUAUUAAAAGCUGAAAAUAAUGCAGAAAUAUAAAUUUUAGUUAAGAUAUUUACAUAUAUACAAAUAACAUAAACAUCGUAAUUAUGCAUAAUCAAUUGCAAGCACAAGCAAAACUGUUAAAAAAGAAUGCACUUUUUUGUCAAAAAAGAAACAUAAACCACAAUAGAUGUAAUAAAAGAAAAAGCCAGCAGGCUUAUUUCUUGUUGUAUUAAAAACAAAAAAUUCAAUUGGCAUUUAAAUGCUAUUCGAUUUAUGAUUUUAUCCAUUGAACAGUUUUUAAUUUAUUGAUUUUCGAUUAAUGUGUAUUUUGUAUUAUAAUUUAAAUUGUGCUAACUAAAAGUGUGCUGCAAUGUUUUUUAUUAAAAGAAAUUAGUUAUUAUUGAACAACAACAC
Molecule: messenger RNA, 11333 nt
Organism: Drosophila albomicans
Lineage: Eukaryota; Metazoa; Arthropoda; Insecta; Diptera; Drosophilidae
Product: dystrophin
Exons: 35
Coding region: 16-10629 (3537 amino acids)
Biological process (GO): synaptic signaling
Cellular component (GO): plasma membrane
Molecular function (GO): zinc ion binding; protein binding
Source: RefSeq, a predicted model, not a curated record